AUGGUGCCAAAAUUCUACCAGCAUGCCCUGACCAUGGUGUUUGCCAUCCAUGAGAUCAACAAGAAUCCCAAAAUCUUGCCCAAUGUCACCCUUGGUUUCCAUGUCCUUGACAGCUAUUCGAAUGCAAGGAUGACCUAUCGGACCACCCUGGACCUGCUCUUCAAAUGGCAGAGAUUUGUUCCCAAUUAUGAGUGUGAUGGGCAGAAAAGUCUCCAAGCGGUCAUUGGGGGGCUUGGCUCCGACACCUCUGUCCUUCUGGCUGACAUCUUAGGACUCUACAAAAUUCCUCAGGUGCUUCCCAUUUCUGUUUGCAACGAGUACUGUCAUCCUGGCUUUCAGAAGAAAAGUAAGGAAGGAGAAAAAUUUUGUUGUUAUGGUUGCACUCCAUGUCCAGAAGGAAAGAUUUCAAACCAGACAGCCUGGGUUUUUGGAAUUGUGGUGAAGCACAGAGACACCCCCAUUGUCAAAGCCAACAACCGGGACCUCACCUACACUCUCCUCAUCUCUCUCCUCGUCUGUUUCCUGUCUUCUUUGCUCUUUCUUGGACGACCUGGAAAGCUGAGCUGCCUCCUCCAGCAGCCGGCCUUUGGCAUCAUCUUUUCAGUGGCUGUUUCUUGUUUAUUGGCCAAAACCAUCACUGUGGUCGUGGCUUUCAUGGACACCAGACCAGGAUCAAACACGAAGAAAUGGCUGGGGAAAAGGACAGCAAAAUGCAUUGUUCUCUCCUGCUCCUUGGUUCAAGUAGGAAUUUGUGCCAUGUGGUUAAUAAGGUCUCCUCCGUUCCCAGCAUUUGACAUGCAAUCUUUCAUGGAAGAGAUCAUUGCAGAAUGUAACGGAGGCUCUGUUGUCAUGUUUUACCUUGUCCUGAGCUAUAUGGGAUUUUUGUCCCUCGUGUGCUUCACGGUGGCUUUCCUAGCCAGAAAGCUGCCAGACAGUUUUAAUGAGGCCAAGUUCAUCACCUUCAGCAUGCUGGUCUUCUGCAGUGUUUGGGUGUCCUUCGUCCCCACCUAUUUGAGCACCAAAGGGAAACACAUGGUCGCUGUAGAGAUUUUUUCUAUCUUAGCUUCCAGUGCUGGUCUCCUGAUUUGCAUCUUCGGUCCCAAAAUAUACAUGAUUCUGUUGAGGCCUGAGCUGAACACCAAGGAACAGCUUAGAAGGUGGAAAAAGGAGUAA
Molecule: messenger RNA, 1173 nt
Organism: Pogona vitticeps (central bearded dragon)
Lineage: Eukaryota; Metazoa; Chordata; Lepidosauria; Squamata; Agamidae
Source: RefSeq, a predicted model, not a curated record